AGUAAUGAAUGGAAACGCGAAGAAGCCAAGAAAGUUCAGCAAGUAGCUAUGCGGUCGGAUAAAAUGAUUUCAUCGGACCAAAGACUUUCUGCGAGAGAUGGGGGGGCCGGGCUAGUCGGAGAGGAUACUCUGGAGUAAAAACCAUCAGCUCUUCUUGUGUUUGGGAUAAAGUGUAUGUAACACAGGUUGUAACAAAGGUCUGAUAUAUUGAUGCAAUAUGGGACUGAUCUGGCUAACGUUUCCAGUUUCAGACUGAAACAGGAAUAAGAACUGGACGGAAAGGAAAAGCGAACUGCAGAAUCGGGAUUACGUACUCGGGGAUUUUUUUUUUCUCAACGAAGAUUGUUCGGGAGCACACAGCUAACUUAAUAAAAGCAAGGGACAUUAUCUUUUCAAAGGAUACACUUUAUUUUUUCAUAAACAUGGGCAAUAUUGAGAGCGUGGACGGUCAGUCAGAAAUGAAGACUCAUAUAAUGCCACUAAAAGUACCCAUGCCAGAUCCUGUAGAGCUGGAGGAGAGAUUUGCGUUAGUUUUGAACUCCAUGAACCUGCCCCCUGACAAAGCCAGGCUCCUGCGGCAGUACGACAACGAAAAGAAGUGGGACCUCAUCUGUGACCAGGAGAGGUUUCAGGUGAAGAACCCACCCCACACCUACAUUCAGAAGCUGCGGGGGUACCUGGACCCAGGGGUCACACGCAAGAAAUUUCGGAGACGGGUCCAGGAGUCCACAAAGGUGCUGCGAGAACUGGAGAUUUCCCUGCGCACCAAUCACAUCGGGUGGGUCCGAGAGUUCCUCAACGAUGAGAACCGGGGCCUAGACGUGCUGGUGGAGUACCUGUCCUUCGCCCAGUGCGCUGUCAUGUUGGAUUUUGAGGGGCUGGAGAAGGGGGAGGAGGGGGCUCUGGAGAGGGCCAAGUCCUGGAGCAGGUCCAUCGAGGAUCUGCACCAGAGCGGCAGCCAGGCCUUCUGCAACACGCUCACCCGCUCUGCGCGCCAGUCCGUGCUCCGCUACAACACCAUAACCAACAGCAAAACCAUCAAGAACUCCAGGCUGGUCAGCCAGAAGGACGACGUGCAUGUCUGCAUCAUGUGUUUACGGGCGGUCAUGAACUACCAGUAUGGCUUCAACCUGGUUAUGUCCCACCCCCAUGCUGUCAACGAAAUUGCACUUAGCUUGAACAAUAAGAACUCCAGGACAAAAGCCCUGGUCCUGGAGUUGCUGGCCGCGGUGUGUCUAGUCCGAGGUGGUCACGAGAUCAUCCUCUCCGCGUUCGACAACUUCAAAGAGGUGUGCAAGGAGAAGCAUCGCUUUGAGAAGCUGAUGGAGUACUUCCGCUGUGAGGAUGGGAACAUUGACUUCAUGGUUGCAUGCAUGCAGUUCAUCAACAUUGUUGUCCAUUCGGUGGAGGACAUGAACUUCCGUGUGCACCUCCAGUACGAGUUCACCAAGCUGGGCCUGGAUGACUUCCUGGAGAAGUCCAGGCACACAGAGAGCGACAAGCUCCAGGUGCAGAUCCAGGCAUACCUGGACAACGUGUUCGACGUGGGAGGUUUGCUGGAGGAUGCUGAGACCAAGAACGUGGCUCUGGAGAAGGUAGAAGAGCUGGAAGAGCAUCUCUCUCACGUGUCGGAGAAGUUGCUGGAGGUGGAGAAUGAGACCAUGAUGAAGGUGGCUGAGCUGGAAAAGCAGCUCCUGCAGAAGGACAAGGAUCUGAUCGCGAUAAAGGAGACGUAUGAGUCGACGAGCUCUCAGGUGCAGACCCUGCGGCGGAUGAUCAAGGAGAAGGAUGCGGCCUUCCAGCGGCAAUCAAACAUUGAGAAGCGGCUGCAGGAGCUGGAGCAGCAGGGCACCAUCCGCGUGCGCAAGCAGCCCGACGGGGACAUCGCCAUCGAGGCCCUGGGUGGAGGGGGCGGAGGGGGUGCCGGCAGCAUCGGUGAGCCUCUCGGCAGCGAGGGACUCACAGGGCCGGGAGGUCCCACUGUCACCGCCUCCAUGGCCUCUGAACCCCCACCCCCGCCCCCGCCCCCACCACCACCUCCGCCUCUGCCUUUGGCUUCAGAGAGGGAGUGCAUUCCGAUCCCACCCCCGCCCCCUCUGGCUCCGCCCUUGCCAGGAACUUCACCAUCUGUCAUCCUCAGUGUCGGCCUAUCAGCCAUAAGAAUAAAGAAGCCCAUCAAGACCAAGUUCCGCCUGCCUGUGUUCAACUGGACGGCACUCAAACCUAACCAGAUAAAUGGCACAGUAUUUAAUGAAAUUGACGAUGAGCGAGUUCUGGAGGAGCUGGAUCUGGAUAAGUUCGAAGAGCUGUUUAAGACGCGGGCCCAGGGGCCUAUGAUUGACCUGUCCUGCACCAAGAGCAAAGUGUCCCAGAAGGCCAUCAACAAGGUCACCCUGCUUGACGCCAACCGCUCCAAGAACCUGGCCAUCACGCUCCGCAAGGCGGGCAAGAGCACUGAGGAGAUCUGCAAGGCCAUCCAGACGUUCGACCUUAAGGCGCUGCCGGUGGACUUCGUGGAGUGCCUGACGCGCUUCCUGCCCACGGAGGCGGAGGUGAAGGCGCUGCGGCAGUACGAGCGUGAGCGCCGGCCUCCCGAGCAGCUGGCCGAGGAGGACCGCUUCAUGCUUCAUUUCAGCAAGAUCGAGCGGCUCACGCAGCGCAUGAGCAUCAUCACCUUCGUGGGAAACUUCACUGACAACAUCAGCAUGCUCACGCCUCAACUCAAUGCCAUCAUCGCUGCAUCCGCCUCAGUGAAGUCCUCCCCUAAGUUAAAAAGAAUGCUGGAGAUUAUAUUAGCUCUAGGAAACUACAUGAACAGCAGUAAAAGGGGAUCAGUUUAUGGCUUUAAACUACAAAGUCUGGAUCUGCUGUUGGACACCAAGUCGACGGACAGGAAGAUGACCCUGCUGCACUACAUUGCCCUGAUCGUGAAGGAGAAGUACCUCGAUCUGGCCAACUUCUACAAUGAGCUGCACUUUGUGGACAAGGCUGCCGCAGUGUCCCUGGAGAACGUGCUGCUGGACGUGCGGGAGCUGGGGAAGGGGAUGGACCUGAUCCGGAGAGAGUGCAGCCUGCAUGACCAUGCUGUCCUCAAGGGCUUCCUGCACACCAGCGACCCCCAGCUCGACAAACUGCAGAAGGAUGCUAAAACCGCUGAGGAAGCCUUCAACAACGUGGUCCACUACUUUGGUGAGAGCCCCAAGACCACCCCUCCCUCUGUUUUCUUCCCUGUGUUCGUGCGCUUCAUCAAGGCUUACAAGGAAGCGGUGGAGGAUAAUGAACAGAGGAAGAAGCAGGAGGAAGCCAUGAGGGAGAAGUUACUAGCCCAAGAGGCUAAGCAGCAGGACCCUAAGGUGCAGGCACAGAAGAAGCGGCAGCAGCAGCAGGAGCUGAUCGCAGAGCUGCGCAGACGGCAAGCCAAAGACCACCGGCCCGUGUACGAGGGCAAGGACGGCACCAUCGAGGACAUCAUCACAGUGCUGAAGAGCGUGCCCUUCACGGCCCGCACAGCCAAGCGCGGCUCCCGCUUCUUCUGUGAGACCAACCUCUGCGACGAGUCCAACUGCUAGCUCCGCCCCCUCCCCUCCCACUGCGCUCCCGACCCCCAAAGAUCUCCGAAGCCAGCCCUUCCUGCGAGCUGAUGCGGUGAUCCGGAAUGGGUGGAAGAGACUGUAAUCCUACCCCUCC
This is a messenger RNA of Megalops cyprinoides (Indo-Pacific tarpon), 3687 nucleotides long. RefSeq names its product formin-like 3 (gene fmnl3). Gene Ontology annotation, cellular component: cytosol. The transcript is spliced from 28 exons. Lineage: Eukaryota; Metazoa; Chordata; Actinopteri; Elopiformes; Megalopidae. The coding region runs from base 423 to 3569 and encodes 1048 amino acids. Gene Ontology annotation, biological process: cortical actin cytoskeleton organization; regulation of cell shape; cell migration. The record is from RefSeq and is a predicted model, not a curated record. Gene Ontology annotation, molecular function: small GTPase binding; actin filament binding.